AUGUCACAUGUUCUUGUUAUUCCAUAUCCAGCACCAGGCCAUUUGCUCCCAACCUUGGAUUUAUGUAACCAGCUUGCUCUUAAAGGUUUAACCCUAACCAUUUUGGUCACACCCAAAAACCUUCCUCUUCUUCAACCUCUUCUUUCUCUCCACCCUUCAAUUGAAACUUUAGUCUUUCCUUUUCCUUCCCACCCAAACCUCCCCCCUGGCAUCGAAAACAUGCAAGAACUCCCCAUAUCUUACAUCCCUAGUAUAUUAUCAGCCUUAUCCACAUUCCAUGACCCUCUUGUCCAAUGGUUUCAAUCCCACUCUUCCCCUCCCAUAGCCAUCAUCACUGAUAGCUUUUUCACUACUUGGACACACCCUUUGGCAAGCCAUCUUGGAAUAAAAAAUUUGGCUUUUUCACCGUUGAACGCUCAUGGUACGCUUGGAUGGUGGAAAGCAUUGGAGAAUAGGUUGAAAAAUUUUGAGCAUUUCGUGGUAGAGGGCCGUGUUGUUGACAUGGUCACCUGGGGAGUAAUAUUGAACUCGUUCAAUGAGUUAGAGGAAGGGAUGUUGGAAUAUUUAAAGAAAAAUGUAGUGGGCCAUGAUAAUAUUUGGGCUGUUGGUCCUUUCCUUCCAAUUGGCAACGACCCGUUAAGUGCUUCUAAGAAAUGUGGGUCUAGCUCCAUACCAGAAACCGAAGUGCUUCACUGGCUGAAUUCGUGCCAUGUGGAUAAGUCAGUUGUGUACAUUGGUUUUGGAAGUCAAAUAAGGUUGACCAACAAUCAAAUGCAUGCCUUGGCCGAUGCAUUAGAGAAUAGUGGUGUUCGGUUUAUUUGGUCAGUAAAAGACCCAAUGAAAGGAGCAAACAACGAAUUGGAUUAUUUUAAUGAUCAUGAUGGUGUGAUUCCUGAUGGAUUCGAAAAUCGUGUGGCUGGGAGGGGUUUAGUAGUCAAAGGGUGGGCCCCACAACAAGCGAUUCUCCAACAUCGAGCCGUUGGAUCAUACUUGACCCAUUGUGGAUGGAAUUCGGCCAUGGAAGGACUCCUUGCUGGGGUGCUUUUGCUUGCAUGGCCCAUGCAAGCAGACCACUUUGACAAUACCAAGUUGCUGGUUGACCAACUGGGUGUGGCUGUCCGAGUUUGUGAGGGUCUCAAAACUGUUCCGGACUCGGUGAAUUUGGCUAGGGUUUUGGUUGGCUCAAUGAGCGUGACUUCUGAUGAAAAGAGGAGUAAAGCUAUGGAAUUGGGAAAACUGGCUCUAAAUGCAGCCAAGCAUGGUGGGAGUUCUGAUAUAGCAUUAGACGAUUUGGUGAAAAAACUCUCUACUUGAUUCUGACAUAGAAAAUCGUAUUGUGGAAAUCUUUUGAGACAAAUCAGAUGAGAAUGAUCGAGAAUGAUCAAGUUAACAACUCAAAUAUAAUAUCCCCACUAGAAUAAGUAUUUUUAUUUAGUUUUACAAAUAAUAGGUUUGAAAUUGAAGGUCCUUAGAAUUAAGAGUCUCAUGCAACUUAGUUGUGUACGUUUACUAAGAG
Molecule: messenger RNA, 1516 nt
Organism: Ziziphus jujuba (common jujube)
Lineage: Eukaryota; Viridiplantae; Streptophyta; Magnoliopsida; Rosales; Rhamnaceae
Product: flavonol 7-O-rhamnosyltransferase
Exons: 1
Coding region: 1-1314 (437 amino acids)
Molecular function (GO): UDP-glycosyltransferase activity
Source: RefSeq, a predicted model, not a curated record